GACCUUCAGACUGAAGGUCUGCGAACACUGAAGUUCAGUGUUCGCAGUGCCAUCAACCGCAGAAGCGAUCGCGAUGCCGUUCCGCAUGUGGAAUCGAUCGAGAGUCAGAUGCCUUUCGGAUUUAUCAUCGGAUCUGUAUUGCCCAUGCUUUGCCCACUUCGACGAGGAGCUCCCGAUUCUCGGGUCUCUUGCUUUGACUAUCGAUCUUCCCACCCUGGCCCUGCCCUGCUCUCUGUCUUUGCUGUUGAGGCGAUGGUGCCGCGCUCGCUCUCAUUGCAAUUUUGGCCUUGCAAGCUGACGUCCCCCUACUGCCGGUCAUGUCCGCGUCCUCGGACAUCUGCGGCAUCGACGUGCAGGCGCUGUAUCUGAAUGACCCGGGCAACAAGAAGGAGCCGGUCGGGUACGUCUUGUGCUCGGAAAUGGGCAAUACGUGCAUGAAAAACGGCUGCAGUUGUCGUAGCGCCGCGAACGCAGAAGUGAACGGCACAACCAAGUACUUUGGUGUCUGCGUGGUUCUUCAGAAAGGAAAGGACUGUGUCACGAGUGGAGACGACUAUCUCACUUGUGCAGUUAGUUCGGAGACUUCAGGUAAUACCGUCACGGAGUCACAGAACGAGUCGAGCGUUACGAGGAGCAGCACGAACACUCAGGCGACGACAGAGAGCAACGCGACGCCGUCUGCUAGUACCAAUUCCAGUUCCAGUGGCGCCGACACUACUGUAGCAGUGAAGAGCACUGCUGCUUCCUCCGACUCCAUGAGCACGACUGUGAUGAUUGUCAUCAUCGUCGUCGCGGUUGUUUUCGUGGCGCUGGUCUCGUGGGUCGUACGUUCCUAUUGCAUGCGUCGUUCCGCAGCAGAGGGCAAACUUGCAUCUAGACGGAAUCGCAGCCACCGCAGCACCAACUUCGAGGCGACGUCACCGACCAAUAUGACGGGCAGGUCGUCUACUACGCCAUCAUUCCCGGCGUUCGACCGACGCACGCGUGCGAUGCAGUCACCGACCACGAAUUCUGGUAGGAGUGGAGGGGGCCGGAGCGGACGAAACACUCCGCGCUCCCGAGAAACGAACUCUAGUCGCGGCCGAAGAAACCAGGACAUUGACGCGCAAUUUGCCCCGGGCGGUCCCCGUGACAUCACCCGCGAGCCGGCGUCUGGCCGUGGACGGCGAAAACAGGAAUCGGAUGCGCCGUUCCCACCGCUCGGGGGCCCACGACGCGAGCCGACUUCAGGCCGUGGACGACGUAACCCGGACAAUGAAGGGCCCUUUCCACCGCUCGGCGGCCCACGCCGGGAGCCGACUUCAGGUCGUGGACGACGAAACCCUGACAACGACGCCCCGUUCCCUCCUCUCGGAGGCCCAAGGCGUGAGCCGACUUCGGGUCGCGGCAGGAAAAACACUGACAUUGACGCCCAGUUUGCUCCGAACGGACCCCGUGGAUUUAGAGAACCAGGACGUGAGCCCACUUCAGGACGUGGCCGUCGAGACAAUGGAUACCAGGCAGAACCAGCCAUGCGGACUCCGCCGCGCGAACAGCAAAGAGCAAAGCAGCAUGCGUCUCCGAAGCAGGCGGCUAGGCCAGCUUCGAACAACGGAGCGGAGCCGUCGGGCGGCACUGUGUACACUGGCCGCAACACGUACGAACGGGUUGCGCAGUUUGCUCAGCUAGCAGCGUUUGAGGCUCCACCUCCGCCACCUCCUAGACCACAAAAGCCGAUUAAGCCGGUGCCCGUGUCGGACCCAGUUCCCAAGAAUGCUCGAGCUCCACCUCCACCGCGUCCCCCAGCACCGAAGCGCCCGGCCUUCCACAUUCCCGACGACCCGUUACCUACAGACUACGACAUUCUGUCCCCCAAGACGGCCAGGUCGCUGGCACCGUCCGUCGCGUCAUCGGCGACAACUGUAGUUGCACCAGGACGCAAUCGCCCGACUCCUCUUCAACAGAAUCGACGACCGCAGUAUACGAACGCUGCGCCGUCAUAUUAUCAGUCGGGCUACAGUCGCGACGACAACAACUAUGCUGAAAGCACUGGCUUCGACGACAGCAGGUUCGAUGAGAGCAAAUACGAUGAAAGCAAUUAUGGCGACAGUCGCUACGAUGAAAGCAGCUACGAAAGCAACAAGUUUAAGGGUACAAACAACUACGACGACUCGUUUGUGAGCGAAGUGAGCUCAAUGGCGUGGUCGGGGGCGUCGGGAUUAAGCGACGACAGCUACUACCAUGCAGCGCCGAGCAACACGGCUCGCAUUCCCGUCAUUGAGGCGCCUCGUGACGAUGACGACGACCACAGUGAAGACGGCUAUUCCGACUGGGGUCACUCGACACAGCAUUCCUCCGAUGCGUUCCGAAGCACAGCAGGCUCGGACGCGUCCUUCUUCUCCGUGAACUCGGACUUCGCGGACUCAAAAAACGUCUUCAAAGAGCGCGAGUUCUAGACCCGCCAAUGAUGUCUGUCCGAACGAGGGGCAGAUAGCAGACGAGCAAAGUAGAUCUGUGGAUAUUGUUAACAGUGGGGGUGACCUAGUAAAUAAAAGUAACGUGUUGUCAUCCA
Molecule: messenger RNA, 2551 nt
Organism: Phytophthora nicotianae INRA-310
Lineage: Eukaryota; Oomycota; Peronosporomycetes; Peronosporales; Peronosporaceae
Exons: 1
Coding region: 318-2435 (705 amino acids)
Source: RefSeq, a predicted model, not a curated record